Molecule: messenger RNA, 1528 nt
Organism: Tripterygium wilfordii
Lineage: Eukaryota; Viridiplantae; Streptophyta; Magnoliopsida; Celastrales; Celastraceae
Product: ABSCISIC ACID-INSENSITIVE 5-like protein 2
Exons: 4
Coding region: 327-1274 (315 amino acids)
Biological process (GO): positive regulation of DNA-templated transcription
Cellular component (GO): nucleus
Molecular function (GO): DNA-binding transcription factor activity
Source: RefSeq, a predicted model, not a curated record
AAAAUUUUGAAAUUGUGUUGUCGCCUUGUCGGGGCAUUCAUGGUGUUUUGGGAGUUUCUUCCAUCGCUAAUUCGCUACAAAUUUACACCAUCAUCAUUGAAUUCUGGCUCUGAAUCCGUUGAUAAAUCUCUGAUCAAAAACUGAAAUCUCUGCAACAACGACUACAUUUUUUCACUCUCAGAUCACGUUCGGAGUUCUGACUUGUUUCUGAGCUUUUACAUCUAGUUAAGACUGACUUGGAUUACUUCAUCUUUUGUUCUGGAGGGCUUAAGCUUGGGAAGGCAAUGACUGGUGGAAACAAAGGUUGUUGAAUAAGGACGCAAAUAAUGGGGUCUCAAGGUGAUGGAGAUGGUGAUGGUAAACAGUCUCAGUUUCAGCCAUUGGCAAGUCAAAACUCGAUAUAUAGUCUUACUCUUGAUGAGGUUCAGAAUCAAUUGGGUGACUUGGGGAAGCCGCUGAGCAGUAUGAAUCUUGAUGAACUUUUGAAGAAUGUAUUUACGUCUGAGGCUCAUCAAUCUAUGGGUCGAGAAAUCGAGGAUCCCACUUUGGCCAAUCAGAAUGCUCUGCAGCGUCAGGCAAGCCUAUCAUUGACUAAUCCUCUGAGUAAAAAGACGGUUGAUGAGGUUUGGAGAGACAUUCAGCAGACCAACAAUAACAGGGAAAGGAAGUCUCCGGAAAGGCAUCCUACUUUGGGAGAGAUGACUUUGGAGGAUUUCUUGGUAAAAGCAGGAAUUGUAGCUGAGGCAUCUUUUGAUAAGAAGGGUGGUUUUCCCAUUGUCGGAUCUGAUCCAAAUGUAGCACAACAGUUCCCACAACAAGGUCAGUGGGUGCAGUACCCACAUCCACAAUACCAACAUCCACAACAAAACAUGAUUGGUGUUUGUAUGCCUAGCCAACCCAUACCACAGUCAUUGCCUGUGGGAGCUGGUGCCAUUUUGGAUGUUACUUACCCAGAGAACCAGGUGGCAUUGCCUUCGCCUUCGAUGGGAACAUUGUCGGAUGCACAAGCAGCUGGCCGGAAACGAGGCACUCCAGAGGCUAUGGUUGGGAAAACUGUUGAAAGGAGGCAGAAGAGGAUGAUAAAGAACCGGGAAUCCGCUGCUCGUUCCCGAGCAAGGAAGCAGGCUUACACAAAUGAACUGGAGACCAAAGUUUCUCGCCUUGAAGAGGAAAAUGAAAGGCUCAGGAAACGGAAGGAGAUGGAGAAGUUGUUCCCAAGUGAACCUCCAGAGCCCAAGUAUCAGCUUCGUAGGACUGCAUCAGCCCCAUUUUAACAUUUGCCAGUCCAAGAAAGUUUUGUAGAUAUGAAAGUCCCCGCCCCGAGUUAGUCCUCUUAGUUUCUCCUCUGAAGGAGCAUCUGUCUUUUGUUUCUGCUUCUGACAGUUUCCUUUCUGCUUUUGUAUCUAUUUGUGAUAUCAUUUGUUGUAAUUUUAUCUAAUUGUGACUUUCAUCUUUUUGAGCUUUUUGAUGCUCAGUGUAUAAUCCUUUACAAUCUGCUGGCUGUUUGAUAUUCUGCAGUUGAGUUCUG